Molecule: messenger RNA, 3768 nt
Organism: Neocloeon triangulifer
Lineage: Eukaryota; Metazoa; Arthropoda; Insecta; Ephemeroptera; Baetidae
Gene: Dna2
Product: DNA replication ATP-dependent helicase/nuclease DNA2
Exons: 18
Coding region: 129-3680 (1183 amino acids)
Biological process (GO): replication fork reversal
Cellular component (GO): cytoplasm
Molecular function (GO): 5'-flap endonuclease activity; single-stranded DNA helicase activity
Source: RefSeq, a predicted model, not a curated record
UGGGUACUGUUCUCUUCGCGCCAGUCCCGGUAAAUUUCUGUCGAGGAGACGCAAAAUCUUUUUAAACAUUUUUGACAUUUUUAUCUGGUUAAUCGUCGUAAAAGCAUAUAAGCUGCCCUACACUCACGAUGUCGAAGCUCAGUCUCAGCAAAAAUAAGGCGAAAAAGAAGGUCCCAUUGCCAGAAUCCUCAAAGAGCAAGCAGCAGACUUUGACAAGCUACUUUUCCGUCACUUCUCCAAGUUUGAAAAAAGUCCCAAUUGGCAUUAACAAUGGCAGUGUUUGUCUUGAGGAAGAUGAUGAUGUGAAGAUAAUUGAAGAGUUCAAAGAAAACGAUUCAGUGACACAAUCCACAAAAGAAACAAAAGUAUCAGAAACUAUGGAUAUCAAGCAGGAAGCUUUGAAGGAAAAACCAGUAAUACCUCAAGAAGAGCUUCAAUUAAAAUCUCCAUUGAAGAAAAAGAUGAGAACUGAGGAAAAUAUUGAAUGCAUCAUCGAUGGAGUAAAAGAUUGUGGAGACACAGGGUGUAGUGAAUUGCGAUCCAAAGAAUUGAAAGAACUUGAGGCUCUGGAAGCGGCUUCUUUGAUGGACGUGACAUUUGACUUCUGCAGUGAAGACGAAGUUGAAACCAGCUUCCGAGAAAUCAAGCUCGAGUCACAGGAGUUUGACCUUUCAAUUAUCCAGAGGUGCAAAGUGAAGAGUCUUGAAAUGCAAGCAAACGGUAGUAAAAUAGUAGAAUUGCAAUCAUUUGGAAACAAGGACCUAGUGGCCAAUUGCACCAUGAGUGGAUCAUGGUCUUGGGAGAGUAAUAUAAAGGAAGGAUGUACAAUCAACGUCAGAGCUAUUAAGUCUUUGGCUGGAGAGUGGAUGGUCUAUGAUGAUCCUGAUGACAUUUGCCUCCUGGUUGAAGAGCCUGACGUGCUGCUCAGUUGCACAACAGUUAUGUCUGCACUUCGCUGCCGACGGGCUGCUGUUCUCUCUGAGCUUUUCAAGGGCUUGGGCAAGGAAGAUCGAGGUGGUUACUUAGCACUUGGCAAACUGAUGCAUGAAGUCACCCAGCAGUGUCUCGAGGAAAAAUUGCUCACCCAAUAUUCUGUGGAAAAAGUGUUUGAGUCGCUUUUGAAGAAUCCGAGGAUAAUUUUUGACAUGUACACCAUGGAAAACGACCUGGCCAAGCUCAAAGAAGCUGCACAACCAUACUUCUCGAGCAUUGCCAAGUUUCUUGAACAACACGCUUCUCCUGGUGAUUAUUUGAGUGACGAUCUCUUGACAGAGGCUUCUAAGAGAGGAAGCGAUGUUUGGCCUGGGAAAAUUGAUGAAGUGGUAGACAUCGAGGACACCCUCUGGAUGCCUCAGUUUGGUCUAAAAGGGAAACUUGAUGUUACUGGAAGGGUGAAGCACUACAGCAAUAUGAAAGAGAUAAAUGAAAUUCCGUUGGAGUUGAAGACUGGCAGAAUGGACACUGACCAAGUAAGCCACCGAGGGCAGUUAAUGCUUUACUCCGCAAUGAUGGCUGAGGCAGAGCAGAAGCCUGUUCAAUAUGGACUUCUCAUAUAUUUGAAGAACUGUGCUGUGAAAGAAGUCCGAGCAAACAAGGGUGAGAUGAGGGAUGCGAUCAUUCUUCGUAACGAGUUAGCAAAGGCAAUCAAUGGCAGGCCAGAAAUAAUAAUAGAGGAUGAAAACAACCCAAAAAAGAAGACUAUGAAACCGCCAAUGCUGCCAGCGCCCAUAAAAAGACCUAGAGAAUGCAUUAGAUGUCCAUACUUGGACGUGUGUACUGCUUACUCCAGCAAAGAGGAGUACGACAAUCCAGUGCAAAAGGACAGGCUGAAAGAGCGAGAAGGAAAUUUGACUGAAAAUCACAUUAACUACUUUAUUCAUUGGGCUUGUCUAACUCAACUGGAGGAACAGGGCUGCAACGUGAACUUGGAAAUUUUGUGGACCAAAGCACCACAUGAAAGGGAGGCUGAUAAGCGUGGUUGUUUGAGUUCAUUAAAAAUUGAAUCCUGUGUGAAAAAUGGUCUUCAGUUUACCACUAUUUUGUCAAGAGCAGAGGACUCAAAGUGCUCCGACAGAUUGGAUGCUGCGGGAAUCAAUGUGAGCGACUUUGUCGUCUUUGGCAAUCAAAAGAGAAUUGUACUGAGCCUUGCUACUGUGAAGAGUAUUUCUGCUGACAAAGUUGAAAUAUCUGUCGACAAAGAUUUCUCUAAAAAGUACGGGAACAAGUACUAUACCCUGGAUAUUUACAAGUCGAACAGAAUGUUGACAACGAAGUUAGUAGCACUGGCCAGUUUGUUAGCAAACACUGAUGAAGCUUUCAACCUUCGACGAAGAAUCAUCGAUAGGAUUGAUCCAAAAUUUGUCAAAUCUGAUUCUUGGAAUUAUGUGCACAAAAUCAUGCCUGAAGUGCUGGAGAGUCUGAACAUGGAUCAGAAAAUGUGUGUCCAGAGAGUGCUAGAGGCUCAAGAUUAUGUUUUGGUGCAGGGUCUCCCUGGAAGCGGGAAAACUUCAACGAUUGUGACGUUGGUCAGAAUUCUUGCAGCCCUUGGCUUUUCAAUUCUAGUAACCAGCCAUACCAACUCUGCUGUCGACAAUGUGCUAUGUCGCCUACUGCCUUUCAACCUCAACAUCCUCAGAUUGGGUGCGUCUAGUAAAUUUGCAAACAGCCUGAAGGAUUACACGGAAGCUGCUUUGUCGGAAAAAGCUUCGUCGAUUGUUGAAUUUGAUCAACUGGUUCAAGAAAAGAACGUCAUUGGUGUCACAUGUACAAGUGCAAACAAUCCUCUUCUGAGGAGGAAGCAUUUUGAUUACUGCAUCGUUGAUGAAGCCACGCAAGUGCCUCAGCCGUCUGCAAUUUCAGCUCUUCUCUGUGCCAAAAGAUUUGUCCUUGUAGGCGACCCUGACCAACUGCAGCCCGUGGUCACUAAUAAAGAUGCAAAGGAGCUUGGAAUGGAGGAAACCCUUUUUGAGAGACUGCAGAGACCCCAAAGCACAGCAGUCCUAGGCUUGCAAUAUCGCAUGAACGCAUCUAUCUGCGAUUUAGCCAACAAGAUAACCUACAAAGGUGCUCUUAAGUGUGGAAAUGACCAAGUUGCUCAAUCAAAGUUCUUACUUCCAAAAGAAACCGUGCUAAGUACUUGCCCUUCGUGGCUUAGAAAUAUCCUUACUCAUGAGAAUGGAGCAGUCUUUGUGGAUACUGGCAAAACUAAGGCAGCGAAUGAUGACGAACCCAAAACUGAAGACGUUUUUAAUGAGAAAGAAGCUGCAUUGAUUGCAGUGCUAGUGGAAACCCUCAUUAAGGGAGGAGUCAUCUGUCAGGACAUUGGUGUCAUGACACCAUUCCGAAGACAAGUUGCGCUUAUCUCUGCCUCAUUACGUCAUGAAGGUCUUGAUAUUUCCACUAUCGAUCAGUUCCAAGGAAAAGACAAGUUGGUUUGCCUUGUCUCAUUCACCAAGUCAUUCAUUGAAGAGAAUGAAAGCAACAAACAACGUGGAGGGAUUCUGACUGACUUCAAAAGACUGACAGUAGCUAUCACCAGGGCCAGGGUCAAGCUGAUUCUGGUUGGCGACCUUGAGUCUUUGCAGGGCUUUGAGCCUUUACGACAACUCAAAGAAGCUCUUCAGGGCAACAUUAUUGGUCUAUCUGAUCCAGAGAGUGGAUUCACUUGGGAAUCAAUUUGAUCAUGAAGUAGAAGCUAACGAGGAGAAAAAUAAAAGCUUUUUUUCUAAUAUUUUUGAUUAAUUAAAUAAAAUAUGCAUUGGCUUGACC